CUCGCCAUGACCGGCAUCACGUCAUUGACGCUCGCCGCGCUCGCGUCCGUCGCGUUGGCGCAAAAUGCCACUGCCGUCGUGGGCACAACGGCGGCUCCCGUUAUGGAGGAAUCUACCUCGUUCUUCAGUAGCCCCAUUGUCAGCGCCAUCUUGUCGAUACUGUCGUUGCUGUACAUUUUCCUUGGCCUCGCCAUCGUGUGCGACGACUACUUGGUUCCUGCGAUUGAAACGUUGUGUGAAAAGCUCAAGAUCCCUGAAGAAGCCGCUGGCGCAUCGUUCCUUGCGUUCGGCAGUGCUGCCCCUGAAAUCCUCCUCAACGCGGUCGCGACUGCCGAAGGCAAGAUCGAGUCGAUGGAAUCGUCGUUGUCUGCUAUUCUUGGCUCUGCCAUCAUUGCGUUUGCGCUCAUUCCAGCGCUCUGUGCCCUCGUUGCCCCAACAUCGCUGACCAUAUCAUGGGGACCCAUGAUCCGCGACUCGACUGUGUACAUUGCUAGUGUUGGCACACUGGUCUACGUCAUGAACGACUCCCUCGUUGACUCUUGGCAAUCGGGUCUCCUCAUUCUCGUCUACGUCGGAUACAUGUUGAUGAUCUUCGUUCCCAUCCGGUUCCGCUCCGCCGACCCCGAUCGACAUGACGAAUUCGUCGCUCCCGCCGAAGAUCACAUGGUAGAUCAUGCCCUCGCCCCGCACCACCCGCUUCUUGCGUCGUCGUCGCCCAAGGGAUAUGGCGCUAUCGACGCUGCUGAGGAAGCCGCGGAACCUGUGUGCCUCGAACCCGUCCGUGAAGUCGUCGACCUCCUCUCUCGGCCGUUCCGCAUCCUCUUUGCCUACACCCUCCCUGAAUGCGGCUCGGACGCUCCCACGCGGUCGUACUACCCUGUCACGUUGGUGCUGUCGAUCGCGUACGUCGCGCUCUUGUCCGCUGCCGCUUUGUACUCGACGCGCAUCCUGACGACCGCGUUGAACCUCUCGACGGAAGUCGCCGGGGUCACGCUCCUAGCUCUGGGCUCGCAAAUCCCAGACACGAUUGCGUCUGUGUCGCUCGCUCGUGCCGGGCAUGCCGAUGCCGCUGUCUGUAACGCGAUCGGGUCGCAAGUAAUCAACGUGACGUUGGGCAGCGGAUUUCCAUGGUUCUUGUACACGCUCUUGUACGGCGAGAUCCAUAUCCCAUAUGAACAAGAAACGCUUCUCUUCCAGCUCUUGUCCGUCAUCAUCGUCGCAUAUCUCGUGCUCAACCUCCGCGGUGUCUUCUGCGCCUGCUUCUCCAAGGCCAAGGGAUUCUUCGUCGGCCUCAGCCCCCACGACGGUAUCGCGCUCUUGGUGCUCUACGUCGCCGUCAACGUGUGGCUCGUCAUUAAGUUGUAAUGUGCAGAGAUCGAUCGAUCCCGAU
Aphanomyces invadans is the source of this 1390-nucleotide messenger RNA. RefSeq lists its product as hypothetical. Gene Ontology annotation, molecular function: calcium channel activity; calcium, potassium:sodium antiporter activity. Lineage: Eukaryota; Oomycota; Saprolegniomycetes; Saprolegniales; Verrucalvaceae. Gene Ontology annotation, cellular component: membrane. The record is from RefSeq and is a predicted model, not a curated record. The transcript has 3 exons. Bases 7 to 1365 code for a protein of 452 amino acids. Gene Ontology annotation, biological process: calcium ion transmembrane transport; intracellular calcium ion homeostasis.